AGUCGUACCGGGAUCCUCGACAGUCGCUGGUGGACCGUACUGAACUAUAAUACACAAUCCGUCAGACUAAUGUUGAGAUCCUAUUCCACGGAUAUGAAUCACUACGUUUGUGAAAAUUCCUCUGGGAUGUUGUGCGUAUAGUGGUGUUAGUGCCAGAGUCAUAUUUGUUGAAACAUUACCUUCUAAGAUGAUGAAGCCACGAUUAUUACUGUUGGUAAGCUGUGCCGUGGCGGUUUCCUACGGACAGUCGAGCGGGAGGAUCAGCUUUGGAGAUUCAGAUUCCCAGCCUCGACAGAGUCAGGAUGGACCGCAGUUCCAGCAGUUUCAAACUCAGGGCCCUACAGGUCCUCCCGUAUUUCCGCAAGGUCGUCCAAAUGGAACGCGACAGGGCAAGGAUCUCUUGGACUGGAUAGGCCUGGGCGCAGGGCCGAACGUGGAUCCAUUUCUGGCUAGGACCAACACUGCUUGUCUGAAUGGUGAUCUCGCCGAAUGUUUCAAGUCCAGAGCGCUGAAUUCUUUGUCAGAGUUCUUUGACCAGCAAGAAUAUAGCCUGAACGGCAACGUCAGGGUCGUUAGGAUGUCGAGGGACGUUGUACGCGAGGUUAGCCGUCAACCGUACGAGUUCUCCAGUGCUCCCAGGAGCGAAGAGAGUGAGUGGGAUCAACUGGUGAAAUUUGCUGCCAGAAAGGCCGAGAAGUUCGUGAAGACCGUUGCGUUCGAGGUUGAAAUACCAAGUGAAGCUGUUGGAGAGAACGAGGUAUAUGCACCCAGGUUCUUGGACGAGAUUGCUGAUGAGAUUGACACAAUUGAAAACAAGAAGGACACUCAUUUCUCUCGAAUCCGGCUAAAGAAGUUGUUGAUUCCCAUGCUGAUCAUCUUAAAGUUGUUCAAAUUAAAGUUACUGCUCUUCUUACCUUUGAUUCUGGGCUUGGCCUCGUUCAAGAAGUUCUUGGGCUUCAUAGCGAUUGUUAUACCAGGCCUAAUAGGAUUUUUCAAGCUCUGCAAACCUCAGGUGCAAAACUAUCAGCCUCCAGUGUAUAGCCAAAGUGGCGUGGGAUUUCCGUAUUACAAAGAGAAUGCCAAUAACUACAAUCACAAUGAUUAUCAUGAAAACGAUUACCAUGGCCAUCAGGGAGGACCGCCAGUAUCAUUCGGUCAAGAUCUUGCUUAUCAAGGUUAUAACGGAGAGUAUGGUAAAUAGACCGUGUCCCGAGGUCAACUCGAAGAAUAUUCAUGAGAAAGUUAUAUUCAGUGCCAAGGACCCGAGUUGUAGUACGUGAUUAGGCAAACUUUAGAGAUUAUUGUGCAAACGUAAGUGUUAUUGCCUCGACUUGGUACUGUGACUCAGUUUACGUAAGAAAAAUGUAGAAACGUUGACCGGUAAAGCCAUACCUCACUCGACCAAGUCAUUGGCUUCUCAUGUUUUUUGUUAGCAUUCAUCUUCAUUUUCAAUUUAAUUUAUAUUUUACUCCGUUUAAUAUUAAUUUAAAAGUAAUGUCAAGACUGCCGAUGCCUACACAAGUACAUAAGUAGGUAUUAAUAAGCCUUAAUUUCUGAAAUUGAUUAGGAUAAUCCACGGGAUGCUAGUCAUCUCUCUGUAUUUAUGUGUAUAUUAAUUAUCAAUAAAUAUCUGUAUAUAAUAUUUCUUAC
Molecule: messenger RNA, 1650 nt
Organism: Neodiprion fabricii
Lineage: Eukaryota; Metazoa; Arthropoda; Insecta; Hymenoptera; Diprionidae
Gene: Osi2
Exons: 5
Coding region: 188-1201 (337 amino acids)
Source: RefSeq, a predicted model, not a curated record